GAAUUUUAGUUGAAUACCCCUGUGCUAUACCAAAGUGCAGGCCCGUCCCCAACAUCGCUAUCUGAAAACGCAUGUUUUAACGGACCUGGCAACCCCCGUUCCGGUCAAACCAAACGACGCACACUCAAAACCAAUGGCGGACGAAGUUGAGCAGCAACCAUCUACCAACACGGUCGAGGAGCCUCUCGAUCUGAUCAGACUCAGUCUAGAUGAGAGGAUCUACGUUAAGAUGAGGAAUGACCGGGAGCUCCGCGGUCGACUGCAUGCUUACGAUCAGCACCUGAACAUGAUCCUGGGUGACGUGGAGGAGACUGUGACGACGGUGGAGAUCGACGAGGAGACUUAUGAAGAACUAUACAAGUCCACCAAGAGGAACAUCCCCAUGCUGUUUGUCAGAGGAGACGGCGUUGUCCUCGUAGCUCCGCCCCUCAGGGUGGGCUAACCCUGACCACUUCCUGAUGUGAAGGAACGUUUGUGGCAGCUGGGAAGUUUCAAACCCUGAGGGAGAGGGUGGUGCUGUCAUGACAGGCUGAAACGUCUUGGGUUCAAACAUGUUUCGCCCCCUCAGGUCAGACUCUUUUGUCAACACCGUCCCCUUAACAUUCACCAACUGAAGGUCACAUACUUCACAAACUCAACUUUCUUUUGUGGGGCUGUGAGGAUUAAAAACGUUUGGCUCAAGGAAAGAAAAAGGACUUUUGUUUUGGACAAUGAGGGCCAUUGUUUUUGUUUUUAUUUGGGCAAAUUGUUAAAUAGAUUUUGGGAUCAUGGGUGAUUUCAGGCCACCAUUUGAGUUCUUUUUCCUCAGGAUAGAGUAAGGUAGAGCAAUUAAUAAAUCCCCAUAGUUUAAGUUAAGACAGAAAAACUAUUUUUAAUCACCUUGAAAUACAAGUCAAUCUAAAAGUACCAGACCAACAAAUGUCUCAUCAUGGUUUUAAGUCGCUGAACUGCCUCAGACGUGUGUGUGUAAACUGGUUUUGGCCUGAUUUGUCAAGUGUAUUUAAAAAGACAACAGACUGAGCAGAGGGGGCUUUUACGUCAUUUUUGAAAUUACUCAAGUGUAUUUUUAUGUUGUUUCUAAGCAAAAGUCUUUAGUUACUCCAAACCCAUCAUCUGUGAAUAUUUGGGACGUUUGAGUUUGUCUGGGACGGUUUUAUUUUAUGUUUCUUUUUUUUUUAUAUAUAUUUUUGUAGUGCUUGUGGGACUUGAGAGUGCAUCAUGCUCAGAUGUGUAAACGUUUGUUUUCAUUUGGUUUUGGUAACUUGAAUAAAAAAGGUAAUUUGAAAA
This is a messenger RNA of Cottoperca gobio, 1287 nucleotides long. It is a transcript of the gene lsm3, whose product is annotated as LSM3 homolog, U6 small nuclear RNA and mRNA degradation associated. Gene Ontology annotation, biological process: mRNA splicing, via spliceosome. NCBI's taxonomy places the organism in Eukaryota, Metazoa, Chordata, Actinopteri, Perciformes, Bovichtidae. Gene Ontology annotation, molecular function: RNA binding. The record is from RefSeq and is a predicted model, not a curated record. Bases 134 to 442 code for a protein of 102 amino acids. The transcript has 4 exons.